This is a messenger RNA of Aspergillus caelatus, 1178 nucleotides long. RefSeq lists its product as uncharacterized. Gene Ontology annotation, cellular component: BLOC-1 complex. Gene Ontology annotation, biological process: endosome organization. NCBI's taxonomy places the organism in Eukaryota, Fungi, Ascomycota, Eurotiomycetes, Eurotiales, Aspergillaceae. The transcript has 2 exons. The record is from RefSeq and is a predicted model, not a curated record. The coding region runs from base 539 to 1045 and encodes 168 amino acids.
CCUCAACUCUCCGAGGCAUUUCUAAUCACACUCUUUUAGCUUCACAGUGCUCGUGUUAGUUUCUCCAAGUUAGACCAAUUCCUAUCGUCUCUGGGCGUCCGUCAGUGUGUAACCUGCGACCGAUUCACGAGGAGAGCCGCUUGCGGUUGUUUUUCUUUUUUCCUUGCCGCCGAUAAUCUGUUUCCUCAAUCGGCCUUCCUCUCCCAUCAUCCCUCUUUCGUUCCCCCUCCUCUUCGGCUUGAUCCCCUCUAAUUUCCCCCAAUGACACCUUAGGCCUGUCGGUGAGGAGGCGAUUUUUCUUGAGUUACUUCCAGAGGGGUGAGUGAGUGAGUGCGAGAGAGAGCAGGAGAGAAGAACGAAUCAUCGAGCGAAGCCGAUUCAGUCCUUUACUCUCCUUCCCACUCUCCGUCCUAAUUCCUCCUAACAUUCGCUCCGGCCAACCACCAUGAAAUUCGGUCCGUCCCAUCUCCAAACAUCGAGAACGACCGGCGCUUCCUAGACUCUUGUCGCGGUAAGAGCAUGUCUCUGCCGGGACCAAAUGUCCGUAUCAGCCUCGAUCCCCGACACCUCCCUUGGCCUUACCUCCUCCGAGAUCCAGAUCCUCCGACAACAGCAACAGAUUGCGCUUCAGGGUGGCCAUGCCGCCAACGGGGUUUCCAGGGGCAGAGGAACUGGUCGAAGCAGCAAUUCAAGUUCGCGUGCUGCCAGUGCUGCCAGCAGUCAUGGCCGAUUGUUGCUGGACCCGAUGAGUCUGCGAGCGCUAUCCCAUCAGCUGGAUGCGCUACAGGGCCAGAUUCGGAGUCGCAUCGACUAUCUGGAGGAACAAAUGCAGCUCUCUAUUCAAAAUACCUACGACCGUGCAGGAAACGUUAUCCACAAUGCCGAUGCCGAGAUUGCUCGUACGCGUUCAAUUCUAGCCUCAAUUGAUGAGUUGGAAACCGAAAUGGCGAAGAUUGGACAUAUCAGGGAGAUUGUGAAAGCCUACCGCGGCCGAAUUGAAGGGCUUGACCAACGUCUCGACCAGGCCGCCCGUAGGAGACGAUGAUGUCCACCGAGGACAAUACAUCUUCGAUUAUGAACCCGAUCGUAUAUGCUUGGAUGACGUUCACCGCUCUAUACCCCGAAGCUUACCCUAUUCACAUAUUGCCUUAUACGACCUUUUGCCCCGGAGGCUCAUG